This is a messenger RNA of Mercenaria mercenaria, 1701 nucleotides long. RefSeq lists its product as uncharacterized. Bases 1 to 1701 code for a protein of 566 amino acids. The record is from RefSeq and is a predicted model, not a curated record. The transcript has a single exon. Gene Ontology annotation, molecular function: zinc ion binding. Lineage: Eukaryota; Metazoa; Mollusca; Bivalvia; Venerida; Veneridae.
AUGGAAGUGUCAGGACGUACAAAAUCCAACCAGGAAGAUGGAAAAGAAAACAUCAUAUGCCAACCGUGCCACGGUGACGGCGAUAAUGUACCAGCAGAGGGAUACUGUGAAACCUGUAAUGAAUAUUUUUGUUCGUCAUGUCUAAAAUUUCAUCGUAAACAGUCUGUAAGCAAGAAUCACGUGAUCAGAUCUAAAGCUGAAAUGCCAAGGGUCCAGAUUCAGACCGAUCCAUGUUCUGAGCUCUGUGCUGUCCACAAAACCGAGAUAGUGAAAUUCUAUUGCCAAGUACACAACUUAGUGGGAUGUAGUGAUUGUAUGGUGUUGGAACAUAAAUCCUGCAAGGUUCAGUUAGUUUCUGAUGUAUCCGGUAACUAUGGCAACAGUGAUGAACUUGAGCAAAUAAAGAAGAAGAUAGAAGAUCUCCGAAAAGAUAUAUCAGCCUCAAAACAUGAAAUAAAGCGAAGUUUGCAAGUUGCUGAGGAGGUGAAGAUCAAAAUUAUCAAAGAUAUAAAAUCCUAUCGCAGAGAAAUGAACAGUUACCUAGAUCAUGUUGAAACAGAUCUUAUACAAGAAGUUGAAAAGCUAAAUACUAAUGAUGUUUCUCAACAAAGUCAGUUUCUAGACGAAUGUAAAGCCAUGGAAAACGAAAUUAAUGAUUUUCAGGAUAAACUAGACAAAUAUGCCGACAAGAUUAAUCAGUUGUUUGUAACAGCAAAAUUGGCACGGAUGAAAAUAGAAGAAUUUCAAAAGGAUUCAGAAAAUCUUGCUUCAAGAAGUCAAAUAAAUGUGUGCAAGUUCGAGCCUUGCAAAGAAAUGGAAUCACUAAAACGAAACCAGACACAAUUAGGACACAUUGCGACACAAACGCAGGCAUUUACUGUACACAGAAAGAAAUAUUUAGUCGAUAUGAAGGCACACUAUGAGAAGAAGCUCGAUGUAAAAACUACUGGUGACAUUAGUAUUUGCUGGAUUACAGGAUUAGCAAUGCUUUCUCCUGAUGAGCUUCUGCUUGUGGAUUAUCAAAAUGAUUCUCUGAAGGUUCUGAAUGUAAGAGACAAUACGAUCACAACAAGGUAUAAAACACCUGGUGAGCCAUGGGAUGUAACAGUGAUAAAUUCUGGAACUGUUGCAGUCACCUUACUCAAUAAAGGGAAAAUUUUGUUUAUGAGCACCAAAAACGGACUAUCUGAAAGCCACAGCCUGGAAGUUAGAAAUGGAUGCAGAGGGAUUGAUCAUCAUAAUGGUGUCAUUGCAGUGUCCUUUAUCGGCCCACCAGCUGUCCAGAUACUGAACAUGAAAGGUGACAUUCUACAUGAAGUCAAAGAUACGAGCAUGUUUCAGCGUCCAGAGUACAUAGCUUUCAGAGGUGAUAAGAGUAUUGUUGUGUCUGACUGUGGUAAACAUGCAGUGUAUGAGCUAACAGUAGAUGGGCAACUAAAAGCAACGAUGACGAGUGAGAAUCUUAAAUCACCAGGAGGACUUGCAGUGACCAGCAAUGGAACUGUUGUUGUUUGUGAUCAAGGUAACAGCGGAAGGGUGAGCAUGAUAAUACCAGAUACAAGAGAAAUUCUGCCUCUCUUUGUGCAGCAUGACCAGAAACCAUCGUCAAUUCUUGUUUGUGAAGAAAGCAACAAACUGUUUAUAUGUGAAGACAGUAGUUCUGAUGAUUGUAAUUAUAUAAAAAUGUAUAAUCUAAAAUAG